Molecule: messenger RNA, 1136 nt
Organism: Grus americana (Whooping crane)
Lineage: Eukaryota; Metazoa; Chordata; Aves; Gruiformes; Gruidae
Gene: NHLH1
Product: nescient helix-loop-helix 1
Exons: 1
Coding region: 392-796 (134 amino acids)
Biological process (GO): regulation of transcription by RNA polymerase II
Molecular function (GO): protein dimerization activity; DNA-binding transcription factor activity, RNA polymerase II-specific; RNA polymerase II cis-regulatory region sequence-specific DNA binding
Source: RefSeq, a predicted model, not a curated record
UCGGCUCUGACACCUGACGGCUCCGAAACUGGGUCCUGCCACGGCUGCACGGAGGAGCCCAACGUCUCCGUGCACACGCACGUGCGGAGGAUAUUUAUUUAUUUAUUUUACUUAUAUGCAUCCUGCCAUCUUUCUUACAUUAUUUAUUGUGAAAGUUGUCACCCGCCCAACGAGUUCUCUGGGGAAAAGGGAAAAUAUUGAAAUUCCCUUGCGGACACUGUGUGUGAUGAGGAGGAAGAGGAGGAGAAUAACCAGGGGCUUGCUGUGAGCCAGAGACCUUCUCUUUAAAAUAGAGCAGUUUUGCUUCGACGUCGUUCCCAGGUCAGCCUGUCCUCCUGACGCACCAUAUCUCCGAAGCAUCCGUCUGUCUGUCCACCCCUCUUCUGCGAAGAUGAUGCUCAAUUCGGACCAGACAGAGAUCGACCUGCCCCCAACACACUCCGAGUCCGAGUCCGUCUUCAGCGACUGCGGCGGCAGCCGCGCGGGCAGCACGGAGGACGCCAGCGGUGUCGGUUUGUGCGCUCAGUCCCGGAUAACCGAGCCGGGCGAGGCUGUGAAGAAAGACCUGCAGCACCUGAGUCGGGAGGAGCGUCGGCGCCGGCGGCGUGCCACGGCCAAAUACCGGACAGCCCACGCCACGCGGGAGCGCAUCCGCGUCGAAGCCUUCAACAUGGCCUUUGCCGAGCUGCGGAAGCUGCUGCCCACCCUGCCACCGGACAAGAAGCUCUCCAAGAUUGAGAUCCUCCGCCUGGCCAUCUGCUAUAUCUCCUACCUGAACCACGUGCUGGACGUCUGAGUCGCCCAGCCUGUGUCCGUCUGUCUGUCUGCCACGUCUCCUACCUGAACAUGUGCUGGGCAUCUGAGCCAAGAGCUCAAGUCCGUCUGUCCAUCUAUGACCUGAACCACAUGUUGGGCAUCCAAAAUGCUGUGCCUGCGUUCAUCUGUCUGUUCAAAUGGACCAAGUCCCCAGCUGCCUGCUCUACCCCCUAUCUGAACUAUGUUCUGUAUUUCCCUACCACCAAGCCCACGUCCGUCUGUCUUUCCAUCCUGCCUGAGUCAGGCUGGAUGUUUGGUCCAUCGGCCAUCUGUCUGUCCUGCUGGAUCUGCUGCCUGAAGCCUGUGCUGGCCGUGUACGC